Molecule: messenger RNA, 732 nt
Organism: Aplosporella prunicola CBS 121167
Lineage: Eukaryota; Fungi; Ascomycota; Dothideomycetes; Botryosphaeriales; Aplosporellaceae
Exons: 4
Coding region: 1-645 (214 amino acids)
Source: RefSeq, a predicted model, not a curated record
AUGACGGGACCCCAGCUCUGUCAAUUGCUGGGCCAGUACCCAAUCCUCAGCAGCAUCGCCAGUAACCUUUCGCUGAAGGAGCUCUACAACGUUGCACGCACUUCCAAGCAUACCUGGGCUUUUAUUGCGCCAGACAACAAGGUUUCGUUCGACAACCUCAGAGAGCUCACCAACCCAGUUCUUUCGGACCGGUUCGACCGUGCCGGAACAGGGUCGGCGACCCUUAACUGUCGUUUCAGCUCCGACGAUGACUCCUGCGUUUUAUUCCUGUCCAACGAUCCAGGUUUCUCCUGGCACCAUUCAGAGUGGCUUGACGAGGCUAUCUGCGUACUCUGCUCGAAGCAACCAGAUCGCAACAAGCAGAAGGAAUGUCGUUGCGUCUACCAGUCCGGCUACGCCAAACACUGUCUCUGUUUCGAUUGUGCAUGGGCGGAAGUCAAGGUCCAGGUUGCAAAGGCGAGGAAGAUUAUCUUCCGUCACAGAGGCUCUGAUGACAUCGGAUAUGUCCUCGACUGUCCUUGCGGUUCCAAGUUCGGCGACAUCAUGCUCAACCUUGUCUGCAGCUGGUGCGGCAACAUGUACUUUGACAACUCAGACUACAACUGCAUGAACCUCGAGCUCAGCGGAAUUGAUCCCUUUGAGUGAAGGAGUGUUCAGUGUACCAUCGAGAAACAUACCCUACAGCUUAUACUUCUAGAUGUUGACGAGCAUGGGUUUCUAGACAAGAGCUAG